Messenger RNA from Danaus chrysippus (African queen), 888 nucleotides. The record is from the annotation of a GenBank genome assembly. Lineage: Eukaryota; Metazoa; Arthropoda; Insecta; Lepidoptera; Nymphalidae.
AUGUCUAUAUUCCGUGGAAUAACAAAAUUAUUAAAUAAUUCAAUUAUAUUCAAACAAAAGUAUUCAAGAAAUGUUAUUGUUAAUUUUACCAGACCAAAACAAACAUUCGCACCUUCUCUCAAGUUGCAAAAACCACAAAGAAAAGAACCAGGUGAAAUUUAUAAAUGGAUUUUACUAAUGAUUCCAGUCACAUCAUUUGGUUUGGGAUGUUGGCAAGUUUAUCGUCUGCAGUGGAAACUUGAACUCCUACAAAUACUGAAAUCUAAAUCAAGUGCAACACCUGUUCCUAUGCCAGAAAAUUUCAAUGAUUUACAAACCAUGGAAUUUAGACCAGUCAGAGUUCAAGGAGAAUUCUUACAUGACAAAGAAAUUCUUAUUGGCCCAAGAGCACUGAUUGAAAAUGAUGUUGCAGUACCUAGGGCUGGAUCCCUGGUAUCGGAUCCCAAAAAAAAUCAGGGAUACUUGGUUGUUACACCUUUCAAGCUUUCCCGUAAUGGGGAAAUCAUUCUUAUAAACCGAGGUUGGAUCCCACAAAAUUUGCGACCCAAGGAAAAACGGCGGGCUUCUAUGGUAGAGGGAGAAAUUACACUUAAUGGCAUAGUACGUCUUACAGAAAGUAGAAGUCCUUUCAUGCCUAAGAAUAACCCAGAGAAGGGAUCUUGGCUGUACAGAGAUUUGCACCAAAUGAGCGCCUACUUGGAUUGUUCCCCGGUUUGGUUAGACGCUCAAGGUAUCAGCGACCCACCAGAAGGCUGGCCUCUACCAAACCAAACAAGAUUUACUAUGAGAAAUGAACAUCUUUCCUACCUCAUCACCUGGUAUAUGCUGUCUGCUUUCACUGCAGUUAUGUGGCACAGAUAUUUUAUAAGGAAAUUGCCUCUUUUGUAA